AUGGCGGCCUCUGCCGCAUUGUCACUCCCCCUGCCGCCACGCCCUCUCCCCUGCCACGCCCUCAUCGGCCGCACUGCCUCCGCCACCGUCGCAUCCGGCAGCAGCGGCGAGGGUUCUGUCGCUCUCGCGGUUCCGCCGCGCGCAGCAGGGCGGGCGCGCAGGGAGACGAUGAUGGGCGCGCACGUGCAUCAGGGGGCGCGGAGGUGGCGCGCCGUGCGAGCGACUAUGGGGGGCGCGGAAGGAGGAGGUGGGGAGGGGGACGGGGAAGGAGAGGCGGACGGGAAGAAGGGUGGGGGCGAGGGGCAGCAUGGCUGGGAGGCGUGGCAGGUGGCGCAGCGGAUGUACGCGGCGGUGAACGCGCGGGACGUGGCGGGCGCAGUGGCGUGCAUGGCGGAGCGGUGUGAGUACCAAGAUAUGAUCUACCGCGAUGCCCUCCACGGCAAACAGGCGGUGGAGCAGCACCUGAGGCGCGUGCUGCACGCCAUGCCGCCCGGAGUGGCCUUCAUUAUUGACGACAUCUCCACCGGGGAUACCCGUGCCUGCGGGGCAAGCCACACUUUUCAUGCCACUCCUCCCCCUCUCCUGUGCAAAUCGCCCCCUCUUUUGCCUCCUUUAAUUGCCUUCAUCCCAUCCCCUCCUCCAUCCCCUCCUCCCAUCCCCUUCCUCCCAUUCCUUCCUCCCAUUCCCUCCUCCCAUUCCCUCCUCCCAUCCCCUCCACCCUUCCCCAUCGUCUCGUCGUCAGAGGUGGACGGCCGGCCUCUCCCAUUCAGCCGCGGCUGUUCCUUCAUUCGCUGCCAGCCCGAGAACGGUGCUCUGCGCAUUGUGUUCGUGAGGGACAUCCCCGAGCCGUCCUUCAAGCCAGGCUCGGCUGCCCUUGUGAGUGCCUCUGCUGCCCUUGUGAGUGCCUCUGCUGCCCUUGUGAGUUCCUCUGCUCCAUUACCUGCUCUCCUGGGCGGUGCAGCUGUUGAAGCUCCUGCCCGCAUCCACCAAGUGACAUCUUUCCUGCAGCUUAUCCAUCCCCUCCCCUCUCUUUCCCCCCACCCUUCUGGCCACCAAUAA
Messenger RNA from Closterium sp. Naga37s-1, 1059 nucleotides. The record is from the annotation of a GenBank genome assembly. NCBI's taxonomy places the organism in Eukaryota, Viridiplantae, Streptophyta, Zygnematophyceae, Desmidiales, Closteriaceae.